This is a messenger RNA of Anarrhichthys ocellatus (wolf-eel), 8973 nucleotides long. It is a transcript of the gene nedd4l, whose product is annotated as NEDD4 like E3 ubiquitin protein ligase. The transcript has 30 exons. NCBI's taxonomy places the organism in Eukaryota, Metazoa, Chordata, Actinopteri, Perciformes, Anarhichadidae. Gene Ontology annotation, molecular function: ubiquitin protein ligase activity; sodium channel inhibitor activity; protein binding. Bases 3340 to 7194 code for a protein of 1284 amino acids. Gene Ontology annotation, biological process: protein ubiquitination; ubiquitin-dependent protein catabolic process; regulation of dendrite morphogenesis. Gene Ontology annotation, cellular component: cytoplasm. The record is from RefSeq and is a predicted model, not a curated record.
ACGCUCAAUCCCAAAUGGAACGAGGAAUUCUACUUCAGAGUGUGUCCGCAGAAUCACAGACUACUCUUUGAGGUUUUCGAUGAAAACAGAUUGGUAAGAUUCACACUUUGUAACCUCUCACGUUUCACUCACUCUGUUGAAUACAUCACACAUGAUUUAGUCUAAUUUGAGUCUAGUUUGAGUCACGUUUUGACACGUUUUGAUUUACUGAGUUCCAACCACAGUGAAUCUCGUGUCUCUUAAUUUACUUCACGCAGUUUGUUUGCACUUCAAACUAUUGGGACAUUGUGUUGACUUUAUCUGCACCCCUGUGUCUGCAAUGUGUCACCCCUGUGUCUUCACAGGGGUGACACAUUGCCAGAUUUGAUAUUACCGGAUGUCAGCUGUAGUGUAAACAAUUGAAAUGCAUUGCGGUACUCGUGGAAGAAGCGUGGCCAUAGGCAGUGUACGGCCGGUUUAGUUUCAUUGCUCUACUUUAAGGCUGUAGUCCACUAACAACUCCUACAUUCCCUCUUAUGUUGAAUUUCCACCACAGUAGUUUCAUUGACUUGUGAAAUGAAGUCUGUUGCAGGCCCUCAGUUGCCAUGAGAACUAGAUCAAAUGUCUGCACGAUGUCAAGAGUUGCAGCAAUUAAAAACUGCUCGAGUAGGUCUUAAUAAUCGAUUUAAUAAUUCACGCUUUUGAAUAACCAUCACCUUGGUGAACCAUCUUCGUUGACAUAAUGAAGACAUUGUUCUGUGGAAGCAGUGAAAGGCUUCACUCGAAGCAGUUUAGGUCGUCAGUAGUACGUUUUUCAUGCGUUCUCAGUAAUCUUUGAGGGUCUGUGUCUUGAUGUGCGAUAAAACAAACAGCGGAUGCAGCCCCAGAUAGUAUUGGUGUUCUUGGCUGGAUGAGGCACAUUCUGGCCCGGCCUCGCAGGUUCAGGACUUCUGUGAUUUUGCGUCUGCAGCACCGACGUGGGAGGUCGUAAGAUUUGAUUAUUCUGCAGUUUUCCUGAUAACUUAAUUAAGGGAAUUGCAUGAUUAAAAUCUUGUUCAGUCACUUUAAUGUGCAUGCUACUGAUAACAUCAGUGCAUACUUUAAUGCGUGUUGUGUGCAUGUUUGAUAGAGGGGAAUUACUGGCGCUCAGCCCGCUCAGAAAAGGGCAGCUCAGUUAUUCCCCCUCGCUACAGUUUGGAGGUCUCUGCUGCCGUAUAGAACAGGAUGACACAAGAACAGCCCUCUCCUUAUAUGUCUGAGGAGGUGCUUCUCUGUUUAUCUCUAUGUGCAUGCCAAGGCAGCUCCUUCCACCACUCGCCAGUAUCGCUGCUUGUUCUCUUGCAUCCUUUCAUUUAUGGUUUAUUUGUCUUAUAGACAUGAAAUGUUUGACUAAGCUCUGCGCUGCAGCACGUGUGAUAGAUUGGGUUUCACAUAUGUGUACUUAUAAAGAUGCUGAUGCUCUAGAUGCACUCAAUUUCAACUAAUAUUCCUCCAAAAUAUCGGAGAACUACACGACUGACUGCUAACAGUGAAUGUAAAGAUACAGUGUAGUGCUUUGUUUGAAGCAGGCAUGUUAUGUCAUUUGGCAAACUGGGCCAUUGGACCACACAUUGGCAUUUCUUUUAUACAGAACGUUCUCCAUAACGUUUCACACACAUUUAUUGACUAACACUGUAGGCAGUGUGUCAUCGCAAAGUGCAACUGGCUGCCAAGCCACGAUUUCUUCUCGCUGUACAGUAUUUUUCUUUUCGCUGUUCCUCUGCCUGGAGUCAAUAUCGCUUGUCUCCUUGAUGCCCUGUUGUCCAAAAUGGAGAACUUUCAUAUUUUAGUUUUUGUCCUCUCCCAUUGUGGUGCUCCAUCCGUGGCAUUGGUUGUCAGCUCGUUGCAGCUUGCUUCUUGAGACAGAUACGGUGACACACUGAGGACUUAACCAAAGGUCGAACCAGUCAUAGAAGUGGGAACAGGCAAACUAGCUCCAAACCCCCAUUUUCACGUGCUGAUCCACCGGUGAAUCACUGCACUAUUAAGAAUGCGCUCAUGAACAUACAGUAUGUUGUGGAAAUCUCUCUUUCUCUGUUUUUAUUGUGUAUUUUAGCCAAAUACUACAUUACAAGUGCGUGAGCGUCAUAAUUCGUGUGCUAGUUUUCAGCACUGCGGACUAAAAUCCCAGCUGAGUCGUGUUUUGGGCGUUUUUUUGGAUGCAAACAGAGUGGCCUAUAAAACCACCAGACAGUUAAGUGUUUGGGUGUGGAUGGUAGACAGCAUAGUUUAUUCUGUUUGAGGACUUUGAUAUCUCUCUCCAUAGAGAAUUGAGCUGUUUGCCUUAUCAAAGCUGCAAUCUGUCAGAUAUUCUGCUCUUCACUUUGCCGCUGCCUUUUUUUUCCGAGUCCAUUUUUAUGCUUCUUUUUUUCUGAUUCCAAGCUACAAGAAGUAACGAUGCUCAAUUUGUGACCAGUCUACCUGUUAAAUAAUGAUAUGGAUGUAGGUAGAUCAGCAACAGCAGAAGGGUGAUGUUAUGGCCGUAUGUCAUUACAUGAAUGAAGAGAUAGUUUAGAGGGUAGAGGCCACAUUUACCUGUGACAAGAAAUUGAGCUACACUCUGAUACUCAAGAUGACAGUUUUAGGUAAAAUAAUAAAGUGGGAGGUAAUGUUUUGGGGUCUAAAAACGACCAAACCGUGUGGUCCGAGACGUGGGAACAUUGGCGAGGGGUGUAGAGGCAGGGAAAGAGAUCAUGUGAUUGGAGGAAGUGAUGGACGGUGGUACGUGGGGUGUGUGUUUGGGGGCCCCAGUUGGCACUUGAGGGCAGCAUGGGGUUGUAACAGGAGGUGCUGGGGCCAUUUGUGGUCACAUGGCUUACAGGCAACCCACUGUCACCUCGGAAACCAGGAGCGCCGGCCGCUCUUAUCCAAUCAUGUCAGGAAUGCUGGCCGUCACUCGGCUCAGGCUAUUUCUGCUGUCUGUCGCUAGAGCUUGGUGGUGCUAAGAGUCUGGCAUACAGGGAUCCUUCUUACCCCCCCCACCCCCCUCACCCUUCCCCUCCUUAACCUCCAUUAUGCCAUUCCUUAGAGUGCACCGUGUAAAGUUGUCAGCUCUUUAUGCAGUGUUCAGUCUUGGUGGUGUGACUUCUUUCUGCCGUGCAGUUUACUGUGGAAGGAAAGUUGUGGAAGAGACUAGGAGAGGGUGGGAAGGGUGGGGGUUAGGGAGAGUGGAAGAAAAAAAAAGGGGGAUCAGUCAUCCAGCCAGCCAAAGGAGAGAAGUGGGCGACACUAAGAGGCAGAGACUGGAGCCAGAGGAGAGAAGCAAACAGCCAGUCAGAGAGAGAGUGAGAGGGAACAGGAGCUGUGGGACGCGAGGUGAAAAUGGCUCAGCGUCUGCGUUUGUACUUUGGCUCGGGCCGCAGUAACACAGCCCCGGAGAUACUGGAAGGAGACUCUGAGGAGCAGCAGGGAGACAUUGAUGUGGCCGAGGCGCUACGCGUGCAGCGGCCUCCGGUAUCGACAUCCUCUCAGGAGCCAGCUGCGCAGCAUGCCCCACCGAGAGCGUCGUGGUCGGAGGCCUCUCUGAAACGCAGCUCCUCUAUGUUCAUACCCCAGCUCGCCGCCUACGCUGAGCCGCGGCCCACCAAGAGCUCCUCCAUGCACAUCUCCCUCCAGCGCUCCAACGGAUCAAGUAAUGGAGAUUUCCGUGGUUAUGCCGAUGAUGUCCCUCCACCCUGUUACACUCCUCCGGGACCUGCGCCUGCCUAUUGUGAACCACAGAUCCAAGCAGACGUCCCACGACACCCGCCGCCUCCGUACUACAGCCCAGAUACUUUAAACUCACCAACUUUUAUGAUGGAGCAGAACCUGCCCAAACGCAGGGUCUUCAGCAUUGGCUCCAACGGCCAUACCAUGUAUAGCAGAGGCCAACCUAAUAUUAGUGUUGGUGGUAUUUGUAUCCAGAGGAACUCUCCUGAUGGUUCGGACGUCCAGCAUUUCAGAAUCCACCCUUAUGGGGGUACCGGCUGGUCUGUCCAGCAGCAGAGCUUGGACCAGUGCUCCGUUGUUAACGGUGGAACACAGAGACUAGUAUUCCAGCUCCAGCAAAGUCCAAACCAGGAUCAGAGCCAGGGCAGGCCAGAGUCUGCUGCAACCCAGGGAGAAUGCACAGAUGUUGGCGCCGCCAGCUCAAGAGGUUACCCAAGAAUUCGACUGGAGCGACGCUCGUCUCAACCGAGGCUGUUGCGGGAAAGUCAACCCCAGGAAACUGGUGCAGACAGCCAAGCUACAGAGGAGAUCCAGACGGACACGGAGAGAACAGAAGCAAGAUCUAAUGGUUGUACUUUCAAAAUCCGUGGGGGUUCUUCCAGGAGGCAGCCUCAUUUCAAGAUCUAUUUUACCCCAGGCGGAGGCGGAGAUCAGGAUGUUAGCAUUGGCAAUGAUUUGACGACGAAUAAUCCCAAGGCUACUUCCAAGAAUGGCAUUUUCCAUCUCACACAGACUAGAGAUGAUUUCCUGGGACAGGUUGAUGUUCCUCUCAGUCAUUUGCCGACGGAGGACCCUGCUAUGGAGCGGCCGUACACAUUUAAAGACUUCCUGUUGCGGCCCAGAAGUCACAAGUCCAGGGUGAAGGGUUACCUGCGUCUGAAGAUGGCUUAUCUGCCCAAACAAGGAGGACCAGAGGAGGAGGCUGGGGAGAUAAGGGAGGAGGCUGAGGGUUGGGAUGAGUCUGCGGACUCGGGCUCCCAGCGGCCCCAGCAGCUGCUUCCUCCUUUGCCCCCUGGCUGGGAAGAGAAGGUGGACAACCUGGGACGCACCUACUAUGUCAACCACAACAAACGCAAUACACAGUGGAAACGGCCCUCCAACAUCGAUGUGAUUUCAGAGACUGAGAGUGACAAUCAACAGCGGCAGAUCAAUCAGGAAGCACACCGUGUUUUCCGUUCGAGGCGCCACAUCAGUGAAGACCUAGAGAACGAGCACAUGGAGCCGAGGGACAUGGACAAUUCCUGGGAGCUCAUCACAGAAGAGGAUCCUAACGACAGCCUGGCCCAGUCCCAGCCCGGCCCUUCCUCCGCCUUGACACCACAACUACCGCCAACACCCGUCAGCCAGGAGUUUUCUGAGGAUUUAAAUCUGAGGCUGUCACUCACUGCCGACACCAACGGCGAAGUGCCAGGGCCCAGCUCUGCUCUGAGCCAGCUAUCAAACAGACUCCGAUCCUCAAGUAUGACGGACGGUGUCAGCGAUCAGACCCAGGCUCCUCCUCCUCUUAUGCAGGGUUCCCAGACCAGAAGAACAAGAGCUCAAACAGUCUCAGGUGGUGAGGAGUCUAUGUCUCCCUCGGCGACUGCUUACGCCUUGACCACCCCUGGCCUGCCCCCUGGAUGGGAGGAGAGGAAGGACGGCAAGGGAAGAACUUAUUUCGUCAACCAUAACAGCCGCACCACUACGUGGACUAGGCCAAUUGUGCAGCUGACUGACGACGGAGCCAGCACCUCAACAGCAGCAGCAGCAGCAGCAGCAGAAUCAGGAGGAGCCUCUGCCCUGGCGCCCGCAUCCACCCCCUCCUCGUCCUCCAAUGCCUCCAACAACCACCUCCAUGAGCCCCAAGUCCGACGAGCUCGUAGCCUCAGCUCCCCUACUGUCACCCUUUCCACCCCCCUGGAGGGAGCCAACAACAUCCAGGUGCGGAGGGCUGUGAAGGACACGUUGUCCAACCCGCAGUCCCCCCAGCUGUCCCCCUACAGCUCCCCCAAGUCCCAACCUAAGACACAGCAGAGCUUCCUGCCCCCGGGCUGGGAGAUGAGGAUAGCCCCCAAUGGACGGCCUUUCUUCAUCGACCACAACAGCAGAAUCACCACCUGGGAGGAUCCCAGGUUGAAAUACCCGGUCCAUAUGAGGAACAAGAACUCUAUUGAGCCCGGUGAACUCGGUCCUCUUCCUAACCUACCAGAGGAGCCUGGAUGGGAAGAAAGAGUUCACUCAGACGGACGCACCUUCUACAUCGACCACAAUACAAAGAACACGCAGUGGGAGGAUCCUCGUCUGCAGAGUCCGGCUAUCACAGGACCUGCUGUUCCCUACUCCAGAGAGUUCAAGCAGAAAUACGACUACUUUAGGAAGAAGUUGAAGAAACCGGCUGACAUCCCCAACCGGUUUGAGAUGAAGUUACACAGGAACAACAUCUUUGAGGAGUCGUACCGUCGGAUCAUGUCCCUGAAGAGGCCGGAUGUUCUGAAGGCACGGCUGUGGAUCGAGUUCGAGUCGGAGAAAGGACUGGACUACGGCGGCGUGGCCAGAGAGUGGUUCUUCCUCUUAUCGAAGGAGAUGUUCAACCCUUACUACGGCCUGUUCGAAUACUCUGCAACAGACAACUACACUCUCCAAAUCAAUCCCAACUCUGGCCUGUGCAACGAGGACCACCUCUCCUAUUUCAAGUUCAUCGGGCGUGUGGCAGGAAUGGCCGUGUUUCAUGGAAAACUUCUGGACGGUUUUUUCAUCCGACCCUUCUACAAGAUGAUGCUGGGAAAGCAGAUCUCGCUUAAAGACAUGGAGUCUGUGGACAGUGAAUACUACAACUCUCUGAAGUGGAUCCUGGAGAAUGAUCCCACUGAGCUGGACCUCAGGUUCUGUAUUGACGAGGACAACUUUGGACAGACGUACCAGGUCGACCUGAAGCCCAGCGGCUCAGACAUGGUGGUCACCAACGAGAACAAAAAGGAAUACAUUGACCUUGUCAUCCAGUGGAGGUUUGUCAAUCGAGUCCAGAAGCAGAUGAACGCCUUCUUGGAGGGCUUCACUGAGCUCAUUCUCAUAGAUCUGAUCAAGAUCUUUGAUGAAAACGAACUGGAGCUGCUCAUGUGUGGUCUCGGUGACGUCGACGUCAACGACUGGAGGCAACACACGGUUUACAAGAACGGCUACUGUCCCAACCAUCCUGUCAUACAGUGGUUCUGGAAGGUCGUCCUGUUGAUGGAUGCUGAAAAAAGGAUCCGACUCCUGCAGUUUGUUACGGGAACAUCACGAGUGCCCAUGAACGGCUUUGCCGAGCUUUAUGGUUCUAAUGGACCUCAGCUGUUCACAAUAGAGCAGUGGGGAACGCCAGAAAAGUUGCCAAGAGCUCACACGUGUUUCAACCGCUUGGAUCUGCCCACUUAUGAUUCCUUUGAGGACCUGAGAGAGAAGCUCCUCAUGGCUGUGGAGAACGCGCAGGGCUUCGAGGGGGUCGACUAAGACGGCAGCACCUGACUGCAUCCAACCAAGCAACCAACCAACAACAAAAACAAAAACAAAACAAAACAAAAAGCCACAGGGAUAUCGAACCAGCUGCUGUAGCAGUUCUGUGCAAGCAUGUUGUACUGUAAUGGCCGACUGUGAGCCCCUUCCACAGCACCGGUGACUUGAGUCUGUACAGCGAUUUGUCGAGCCGAUGCACCUACGUCUUUAAAUCUUUUCAGUGGGUGGGUCACUCCUUUAAAGGUGCUGGGGAAAGAACGUGAGAGUCGCACUGUUGAAUGCUGAAAUCUAUUAUCCACAGGCAUGAGCGAUGAAUGAGCUGGCCCCUUAUCCGCCGUUUCUUUUCCCCUCUACCCUCGUCCUGUGAAAAUCUACAGUGCUGGAAAACACUAAUGCAUUUCAAUAGCUCCUUUAUGUACACUAUAGCACCGUAUUCAAGCACCCUUCAAUGGAGGGGACUUAGCAUGGCCUUAAUCUGGCUCCUACGUGCACUAUUUCUCUAAGAAACUGCGAUGGCACUAUGAUCACAACUCUCUCAAAUCCUUAGACCAACACCAGAUUACCUUAGGAAUGCUAGCCAAUCACAUUUCAGGAAAUCGGCCACACCCCCUUCAUAGAGCCUUUGUCUAUUAUGUUGUUUGAUCAGAAAUCGCCGCUGCAGCCUUUUUGUAGAAUAUUGUUUUCUGUUUAUUAGCCACUGGUAAAGAUUCAAGAAUGGGGGUGUUAAAUAAUCCCCAAUGAUGAUUUUUUUUUUUAAAUAGUUUUUGUCAUUAUGAAAGAUUUGUUUAUUUUAUUUUUUUUUUAAAAAUCAUUGGUAUAAUUCUUGCAGGAAAAUACUCUCAACGUAUUUGUACUGUUGUUUACUAUUUUGACAAUGCGACAUGACAUGGUGUGUGAAGUGUAACUCUGGCUAGUCGGGGAAUUAAUUAAUCCAUAUCAUUUGUUACGGUGAUAGCAAAUGUGGUGAAUCAAAUGUUUUAUAUUGUAGCGCUAUGAAAGCAGCAUGAAACCGUAUCGUGUGUUUGCUUUGACUACAUCGUAGUAAUUUGGACGUGUAAAUGGGUCUCGAGGUCGAGAACGGCGAACUAAACCUUUGGGGUCAGUUUCUCUGACACGUUUGCGUCAUGAUUAUAUUAAUAUUCUCAUGCCUGUUGCUGUUAAUAAUGCUGUAAAUUGUUCUGGGGUUGGGGGAACACAUUUUAAGUUGUUUUUUUUCCAUUAUAUAUAAAUAUAUGUAUGAAUUUAAGUAUUACUGAUCAACAACACUAAAAUGAAGCUGUGUGCGUGCGCGGGUGUUUGAGAGAAAAGCUGUGAUUGCCACUGAAUAUAAAGCAGCACGUUUCUUACAAAGACAUUUUCUUUUUCUUUGUUUCACUAUCCUUUUUCUAACACCAUUGAACCCAAAGGGCACUUUAUAGAUCACUCUGAGGUCAUGUCGCCUAUUGUAUGUCUUUUGUCAUUAACUUGAAUGUGAUUCUUUUUUUUCCCAUUCAGAGCACUUACCUGGUGCAAUAUAAAUAGUCUGUAAAUCUGGGCUGCUGCUAAGGUAGAUAAAGUUGACAGAAGUGAAGCGGAGACUUCGCACCCUUUUAGUCUUCUCUGUUUUCUCUCCCCUGUGUUUCCUCCCUGCUGUGAUCCAACCCUCAAACCCACUCAGUAAAUAUUUGUCCUUUUUUUAAAUGAAUGACAGGAAAUAUCACUUUUGUUAAAGAUUCCACCACUCUCUGCAACUCUUUGUGGUUAAUUUAACUUCCGUCAAAUAAAAAUGAAACUUCU